GCCCACAUGCAUGUCAAUUUAUUUUGGUACAUUCCCACUGCACAACGUAUAAGUCUUAUUCCCUAAAGACGAAGACCUGGAAUAACUUUCCAAGUCUACUCGAUCUUAAAUAAGCAAAUGAGCUACUGUAUACUAUUAUAAUCGAUGCUCUUCUCCUAGGAUUCAAUCAAUCAAACUAUUUAACAACCAUGUUAGCCUUCAGUUUACCAUUCCUUUUUGUGCUCCUCUUCUCUACCACAACCUCACAACCAUACAUACCGACGGAUCAGGUCUUCCUCAACUGCGGUUCAUCCGCAGCUAAAUAUUCAAAUUAUGAACGGAGACAUUGGGAUGGUGACGAACAUUCCAAAUUCGUGCCUUCCAACAUCACCACCACCUCCUUUUCAUCCACCCCCGACAACCUUGAUCCUUCUGUCCCCCAAAUCCCUUAUUACACUGCUAGAAUUUUUGACACUUGUUCAUUUACCUACACUUUUCAUGUCUCCUCCCAAGGCCCCAAGUUCCUACGUUUACAUUUCUAUCCUGCCAACUACUCUGGUCUCAACACCGAACAAUCUUUCUUUGAUGUAUCAUCCAAUGGAUACUCUCUUUUAACCAACUUCAGCGCUUUCCUGGCUGCCUCCUUUAUAAAGGCUCGAUCUGGCGCUGGAAUGAGCGGUCCACAGGAUCUUCAUGUUGUCAAAGAAUUCCUCAUCUAUGUAAAAGACACACAAAUCUUAAAUGUUACCUUUACACCAUCACCCAACUCAUAUGCCUUCAUCAAUGGUAUUGAGAUUGUUUCAAUGCCUGAAAACCUGUAUUUUAAUGCCAAGACACCGAAACUCGUGAAUCAGUAUUCAGGACCCAUUAUUGAUAACGACACCACACUUGAGAAUAUUUACAGGCUAAACAUGGGUGGAGGAGAAAUAUCCGGUAACGAUGAUACUGGUAUGUACAGGUCAUGGGAUCAAGAUAAUAACUACAUAUAUGGAGCUGCAAUUGGGUUGACGCCUCUUUAUAAUAAUCCGAUCAUGUAUACUACUGAAACGCCCAAUUAUACCGCUCCUGAGCUAGUUUAUCAAACACAGAGGAGUAUGGGCAAUCAGUCUGACAAGUACAAUCUGACUUGGAUACUUCCUGUUGAUUCUGGGUAUUAUUACUUGCUUCGGCUCCAUUUUUGCAAUAUUAUACAACAAUACACAAAACUUGGUCAGGCUGUCUUUACUGUCUUUAUAAAUAAUCAAACUGCUGAGAAGGAGGUUGAUCUAUUCUACUGGACUAAUGGAAGCGGGUUUCCUGCAUUCAUGGAUUACGUUAUAUUUGUCAACAAUUCUGGUGGCCACCGAAGCAAGCAAGAUUUGUGGCUUGCUUUGCAUCCUAACUCCAACACUGAUGAAUAUAGUGAUGCUUAUUUGAAUGGUUUGGAAGCAUUUAAGCUGAGCAUGAACCGUAAUCUUUCAAGCCCAAACCCGGAACAUGAUCCAGAUCACCCACUAACAAGCCUUUUGCCUGCCAUGAGAGGGAACAAGAAGGCUCCAGCAUUUACCACAAUAAUUGGAGUGGUUGGUGGAUGCGUUGUCUUGGUACUCUUUAUCUUAAUUCUUAUAGUAUUUCGACGACAAAGGCGAGUAAAACACCAUAGCACCACAACCGAUAAGUCAUCAUGGGGUCAAACUUCUAGUGAUACAACACUGCCAUCAGAUCGCUGCCGUCGUUUUACACUACAAGAAGUCAAAAUGGCUACAGAUGAAUUCAAUGACAAUUGUAGCAUUGGUAGUGGAGGUUUCGGUAAGGUGUACAAAGGGUACAUGGACAACGCUACAACAAUCGUAGCAAUCAAACGCCUCAACCCUUCAUCCAGCCAGGGUUUUCAUGAAUUCCUAACAGAAAUAGCGCUAUUGUCUAAACUACGUCAUGUCCAUCUAGUGUCCAUGAUCGGAUACUGUGAAGACGAUGGAGAGAUGAUCCUUGUCUAUGAUUACAUGGCCCACGGGACUCUAAGAGAACAUCUCUACAAGACGAGCAAUCCACCUCUGCCAUGGAAAAGACGUCUUGAUAUUUGCAUUGGCGCAGCCAAAGGCUUGAAUUAUCUGCACUCUAUGGAAAAGCGUGCGAUAAUUCAUCGGGAUGUCAAGUCCACAAAUAUCUUACUGGAUGAGAAUUGGGUUGCUAAGGUGUCUGAUUUCGGUUUGUCAAAGCUAGGUUCAAAAGAUCCGUCAAAAACAUAUGUUAGCACGCUGGUGAAGGGAAGUUUUGGGUACAUCGAUCCUGAAUAUUGCCGGACCAAACAACUGACUGAGAAAUCUGAUGUGUACUCAUUUGGAGUGGUUCUUUUUGAGGUGUUAUGUGCAAGACCUGCUAUCGUUCAACGAGUGAGAGAUGAGCAAGUGAAUUUGGCAGAAUGGGGCAAGAGUUGCCAUCGAAAGGGAACCUUAGAAAAAAUCAUUGAUCCAAAUCUUAGAGGUGAGAUCGCUCCUCGGUGUUUGAGGAAGUUCGGAGAGGUGGCGAGUAGUUGCUUGCAUGAGAUAGGGAGUGAACGCCCUGCAAUGGAAGAGGUGGUUUGGGGACUAGAGUUUGCACUGGAACUACAAGAAGCUGCUUAGAAAAUGGAUGGUCAUGAAAAGAGUGAACUCUUUUAUCACAUAGAUAUCAUAUUAUCUCGUACUUAUGUAAUAACUAAACUUGUCAAAAACACUCAAUAAAUCGUUUGUUACGAUUUCACAAAAUAAAAGAGUUGUGUAAAUAUUAUAUCUUACCAUUUUUGUUGUAAGUA
Molecule: messenger RNA, 2752 nt
Organism: Helianthus annuus (common sunflower)
Lineage: Eukaryota; Viridiplantae; Streptophyta; Magnoliopsida; Asterales; Asteraceae
Product: receptor-like protein kinase FERONIA
Exons: 1
Coding region: 189-2582 (797 amino acids)
Biological process (GO): protein phosphorylation
Molecular function (GO): protein kinase activity; ATP binding
Source: RefSeq, a predicted model, not a curated record